AUGAAUACAUUGAGAUUGAAUUUUAACGAUCCGGAUGAAAAUGCCCUUGGGUCGGAUCCUGAUGAUUUUGCGAAGGAAGAACUUUCAAAUGAAUCGAAAAACUCCCAACUUGUGAAGGCAGCAACUAUUGAAAACUGGAAACUUAAGAAAAUAAAUAUAUUGGAAGAACUAAAAAAUAAAGACUCCAUUCUCUUCAAACCUUCCAUUCCCACAAAAUCAACAUCACUGGCCACCUACGUCAAUCAUUCACUAACUCUACAGAACCUAAUUAGAUUGGGGGUUGAUCUCACAAAAGUUGAAUAUAACUUAGAUAUAGCUGAGUAUCUUGUAAAGUCAGAUUUCAAAAAAGACAUUCAACCGUACAUCCUUUUCCUACACGACCACAAAGUCCCAGCCACCGAGUUAGCUGGAAUAUUCACAAAGAAUCCCAAAAUAUUCAUAGAACCAUUAGAGAAUUUACAAUUGAGAAUUGAUUAUUUGAAAUCCAAAAUGUUUCCAGAUGAAUCCAUAGUAAGAAUCAUAACAAAGGUUCCAUCUGUACUAACCACUUCCACCUUGGUAACUGACAAACAACUUGGAUUUUUGCAAGAAAAAUUUAAACUGACUGGUGAUGAAGUGAGGAUUGUUGCAAAUAAAUACCCCAAGCUGCUUGUUUGGAAAUCUAAUUUGAUUAGUGAGAACAAAUUACAUUUGGUGGGUGUCAUGGGUUUCACAGACGCAGAAGUUAAGAAGAUGCUGUUAACUUAUCCUAAGUUGCUCACUGCUGGCAAAAUUGCCCUGGCCCAAAGGUUUGACUACCUACACAACUCAAUUGGUCUCAGUCACGAGGAUAUCUUACAGUGGCCUCAGGUUCUCAAGACCAGGCUGAUCAUAAUCCGACAGAGGCAUGGAUUUUUAAAGUUGUUGAAGAGGGAUCAGUUUGAUAAAAAAGUUGAAAAUUUUGUGUCUCUGAAGUCUCUUGUGGCUCUGAGCGAUGAAGAGUUCUGUAAACUUGUUGCUAAAGUUCCAGCUCUACAUUAUAAUGAUUAUUUAAAGUCGCUAUAG
This is a messenger RNA of Helobdella robusta, 1044 nucleotides long. RefSeq lists its product as hypothetical. Gene Ontology annotation, biological process: mitochondrial ribosome assembly; regulation of DNA-templated transcription. Gene Ontology annotation, cellular component: mitochondrion. The record is from RefSeq and is a predicted model, not a curated record. The transcript is spliced from 4 exons. Bases 1 to 1044 code for a protein of 347 amino acids. Gene Ontology annotation, molecular function: double-stranded DNA binding. NCBI's taxonomy places the organism in Eukaryota, Metazoa, Annelida, Clitellata, Rhynchobdellida, Glossiphoniidae.